UUUUUAAAUCAUUUCUUUCUUCAUUGUGAUUUUGCGAAGGAGGUGUGGUCCUACUUCUUAGGGCUGUUCGGUGUUUGGUGGACCUUCUUCUGAUAUCCUUGACCUAGCUUGGUUUUGGAAUUCUAUCACUUAUGGUACAAGAGGGAAGACACUAUGGAGAUACACCUUUAUGGAUAUUAUUUGGAGCAUGUGGGAGGAAAGGAGUAGUUGAAUUUGUAGGGACGAGAGUAGGAUGGAAUGCAAACUAUACGAGAUUGUCAUGAUCUGAGUGUCCCAUUGGGCAACUAGCCAAGAGAGUUUCAAGGGUAUUCCUUUUUACUACAUCUUGAGGGAGUGGGGAAGAGUGGUAAGAUCUUGACAAGGAAAUGAUAUUAUAUGAAUAGGUGGCUUCAUAUAGCUCCUUGCUAAAAUUAAAUUUCGAUGCUAGCAGCUUAUGCAACCCAGGACUUGCAGGGAUUGGUGGAGCAUUUAUAGAUCAUUUUAUUACUGUAUUUGGGUCCCACUGGGCUAGCAGAUUCUGUAAUGGCAGAGGUGAAGGCUUUGAUCGAGCGGCUGUCUAUAUUUGGCUCUCAGUUGUGGAAGGACCUAGUGGUGGAGGAAGACUCAGCUUUGGUUUUAAAUUGGCUUCCAGGAAUGUACAGAUACCUUGGUGAUUGACACACUUAAUUCAGAAGGCAAAGACAUUGUGUAGCCUGGGGCAUCACGUCUUUUUGGAGGCCAAGGUCAGGUUUCUGUCUUGAUGGGGCAUAACAAUGUACAUGACUUAAUUGAGAAUGAAAGAGCUCGAAGGGAAUCUAUUCUAGAUCCAAAAGAUGUAAUGGAUGAAUUUGAUGCUUCACUAGCCAGUAAAAGAUUUCCAUCUAUCACUUUGGGUAGUUCUUCAGUUAUUGAAUUGUAUGAUGGGACCACUUGUCAAAUGGGAAGAGUUGACCUGUUACCAGAUGAAAGCUUUGGUGGAUUUCUCCCGAGUUCUUUGGAAGAGAAAUGGAGUGAAGAUGAUGCAAUAAGAGAAACAUGGCCUUCAUUGGAUCUUUCACUUUCAAAUGGGAACUCAUCAUCAUCACUGGAUGACAGAAAUUCUUUCAUGUUGACUUCACAUCCUCAGUCAAUGGCUUUAGAGGAUGUUGGAAAUUCAGAUUCUAAAGUUAUGGUGGAGGAAUCUUCAACUCAUAUAGGGCUUGAAACACAGCAAAAUGGAGCAUCUGUUGAGCUGAUUCUUGAUAAGCCUAUCAGUUGUUUACCAGGAUUAAGCAAAAAGCUUCGUCAUCAGCUUGAAGAGUGUGGUAUUCAUACGACACGGAAAUUGCUACACCUGUUUCCUCGAACAUAUGCUGAUCUACAAAAUCCUCAAGGAGAGAUCAAUGACGGGAGUUAUCUGAUCUUUUUCGGGAAAGUAUCAUCUUCCAGAGGGGUCAAAGCAGGUGCUGCUUUCUCUUUCCUUGAGGUUGUUGUGGUUUGUGAGAUUGCAACUAGUGAAGUAAGUUCUGAACCUAAUUGUGGUGAUCUUAUUGAUGAGAGAAAGAAGAAGAUCUUUCUGCAUUUAAAGAAGUUUUACAAAGGUGCCCGUUUUACAAAUCGAUAUUUUCUUCUUAGUCUUCAGUCCAAGCACCAAGAAGGAGAUCUUGUAUGUGUUAGUGGUAAGGUCAAGAUAAUGCCUAAGAAGGAUCAUUAUGAAAUGAGAGAAUAUAACAUUGACAUACUUGAGGAUGAGAAGAAACCAGACAUCCAUGGAGACGUGAGGCCGUAUCCUCUGUACCCUUCCAAAGGAGGCAUGAGUCCGACCCUUCUGAGGGACAUCAUUUCAAGAGCUUUACAGUCCCUGUCCACAGAUAUUGAUCCUAUCCCGAAGGAUAUUUGUGAGGAAUUUGGUUUAUUAACUCUUCAUCAUGCAUACAGAGGAAUCCAUCAUCCAAAGGAUUUCAAGGAAGCUGAUUUAGCUCGUAGGCGGCUAAUAUUUGAUGAUUUCUUUUACCUUCAGUUGGGGAGAUUCUUUCAAAUACUUGAUGCACUUGGUACACGGAUAGAGAAAGAUGGAUUGUUGAAUAAGUACCGGACAAAUGAACUGAAUGGUGUUCUUACGGAAGAAUGGUCCAGUCUCACAAAGAAAUUUUUAGAAGCACUUCCGUAUUCCCUUACUCCUAGCCAGUUAAAUGCAGUUUCAGAAAUUAUUUGGGAUCUCAAACAGCCAGUCCCAAUGAACCGGCUUCUGCAGGGUGAUGUUGGAUGUGGCAAGACGGUGGUUGCUUUUUUGGCUUGCAUGGAGGUCAUUGCCUCAGGUUAUCAGGCAGCUUUUAUGGUUCCAACUGAACUACUUGCUAUCCAGCACUAUGAUCAUAUUAUGUCUUUACUAGAGAACAUUGAGGACCAGUGUAAACCUUCUGUUGCUUUACUAACAGGUUCAACUCCAUCGAAGCAAUCACGACUAAUUCGUAAGGGUCUUCUGGAGGGAGAUAUCUCAUUGGUCAUUGGAACGCACAGUCUAACAUCUGAAAAUGUGGAAUUUUCGGCUUUACGUAUUGCAGUAGUGGAUGAGCAACAUCGCUUUGGUGUGAUCCAGAGGGGAAAAUUUAACAGUAAGUUGUAUUAUGCUUCUGCAAACUCCAGAGUGAAUCUUGCAAAGUCUGAUGGGUCUUCCGAAAAUGAAGUCUAUAUGGCUCCUCAUGUUCUAGCUAUGACAGCUACUCCGAUCCCAAGGACACUUGCUUUGGCUUUAUAUGGGGACAUGUCUCUAACCCAAAUAACUGAUUUACCUCCCGGAAGAAUACCAGUAGAGACAUACAUCUUUGAAGGCAAUGACAAGGGAUUUGAAGAUGUUUAUCAGAUGAUGUGGGAUGAGUUACAGACAGGAGGGAAAGUUUAUCUUGUAUAUCCUGUGAUAGAAGAAUCAGAGCAGCUUCCCCAGCUUCGUGCUGCUUCUGCUGAUCUUGAGACAAUAUCUUCUAAAUUUAAGGGAUACCAGUGUGGGCUGUUGCAUGGAAGAAUGAAGAGUGACGACAAAGAUGAAGCAUUACGAAUGUUUAGGUCUGGGGAAACAAAGAUACUGCUUUCAACUCAAGUGAUUGAGAUUGGUGUCGAUGUUCCUGAUGCAUCCAUGAUGAUAGUCAUGAAUGCUGAGAGAUUUGGAAUUGCUCAACUGCAUCAAUUGAGAGGACGAGUUGGCCGUGGAGAGAGGAAGUCGAAGUGUAUAUUUCUUGCAUCUACUGCCGCAGGUCUAAACCGAUUGAAGGUGCUUGAGACAUCGUCUGAUGGUUUUCAGCUGGCCAAUGUAGACCUUUCUGUUCGUGGACCAGGUGACUUGCUUGGUAAGAAACAGUCAGGACACCUUCCAGAGUUUCCCAUUGCCAGAUUGGAGGUUGAUGGAAAUAUUAUACAAGAGGCACAUUUGGCCGCAUUGAAAAUUUUGGGUACUUCUCAUGAUCUCAAUCAGUUUCCGAAACUCAAAGCUGAGCUUAGCAUGAGACAGCCCCUUUGUCUUCUGGGUGACUGAUCUUCAUUCUUGUAAAAGCAUUUUGGGCACACUCAAAAUCAAUGAUCAAAGAUAGCAGGAUAUUCAGAACUGCUUGAUAUUGCAAUUGAGAGGCAUCUUGAGCACUUUUUUGUGCAGUCUCCACUGAAGUUAUAGUUGUUUAACUAACAGCCUAGGACAACCAUAUCCUGGCUAAAAAUGCUAUUUAUAAAUUUGUAUUUAUGUAAUUCAGAAAUCUUAUCUAUGGCACCUUUGCUUCAGUGAUUCAUGCCAUUCUUCCUAAAUGGGACCUCCAAAGUAUGUAUAUGGACAGUAGGUCCCAAUUUUGUAUGUAUAAUGUAGGUAUAGGGGUUUCACAGUAUGAGUGGCUUGAAGAAGGGGCAAUAACCUCGUGCAAAUUCUACUUUCAAAA
Molecule: messenger RNA, 3878 nt
Organism: Macadamia integrifolia
Lineage: Eukaryota; Viridiplantae; Streptophyta; Magnoliopsida; Proteales; Proteaceae
Product: ATP-dependent DNA helicase homolog RECG, chloroplastic
Exons: 15
Coding region: 740-3487 (915 amino acids)
Biological process (GO): DNA repair; DNA recombination
Molecular function (GO): ATP binding; nucleic acid binding; DNA helicase activity
Source: RefSeq, a predicted model, not a curated record